AUGCGGUGUCAAGUGUGGUGCGAGUUGGUGCUGUGUCUGGACCGGCAGUCAAUCUCAUUCGUCCAAUCUCACAAACCGAACGGUGUUGCAGCGUGGAAGGCUCUGGUACAACAGUACCGGAAUUUGGAGAGGCAUCGGAUACAAAAGUUGAUGACGCGGUUGACGGGCAUCAAGAAGGAGUCGAACGAGGCGAAGACGAACUACCUGAUGCGAGCAGAGGAAAUGCAGAUGGAUCUCCAUGAAGUGGGCGGACACAUGUCCGACGCGAUGAUCAAGGCGAUCGUACAGAAGGGUCUGCCGAGGGAGUACGACAACAUUGUGACGCUGCUCAACCAUGGCGAGGAGAAAGAAUACCAGGCGGUGAAGCUGGAUCUGGUAAGCUUCGCGAACAACAGGAGCGGUGGUGAGAACAAACCGAAGUGUUCAAACUGCAAGCGAUCCGAUCACACCAAUGCGGACUGCAGACAAGCAAAGGAGCCAUCGAUCAAGUGCUACAAUUGCGGGAAGCAGGGACACAUGGCGAAGGAGUGUCGAUCGACGAAGCAGAACCCGAAGCGUAGACACUGCAACAAGAUGGGUCACACCGAUGACAAGUGCUGGCAGAAGCAUGGUGGAGGAACGAGCGGUGGUAAAGGAGCAACAUCGCAACCAGCUUCAACCAGGAUCCAUUCUGGUUCAGUUUCAUGGCGGAAGACAACCGGGUUCGAGACGAGACGAUGCGGGAUUCUGAACUGA
This is a messenger RNA of Symsagittifera roscoffensis, 735 nucleotides long. RefSeq lists its product as uncharacterized. Bases 1 to 735 code for a protein of 244 amino acids. The transcript has a single exon. NCBI's taxonomy places the organism in Eukaryota, Metazoa, Xenacoelomorpha, Acoela, Convolutidae. The record is from RefSeq and is a predicted model, not a curated record. Gene Ontology annotation, molecular function: zinc ion binding; nucleic acid binding.